GUGAACGCCCAUGGAGACUCGUGUUUGUAGAAACCAGACAUAACACACCUCUGACAGCUGCAGAACAUGGACUCGACGAAUAAACAGAGCUCAAUUAACCAACUUCAGGAGCAAAUUCGCUCUCUGACUGAAGAAAAUGUUCAGCUGCGGGAACGAAAUGAAGUGUUGUUUAGUAAGCUAGACUCAGCCCAGAACAAACUGGGCCAGCAGGCUGCGUCAAAAAGCGACCUGUCAGUCAAACUGGUCCAGUGUGAGGAAGACAAACUGAAGAUCUCAAAAGACCUUGUUGAUGUGCAGAUUGAGGCCAAUAAAAUGAGAGAGCAGUAUGAAGCGGAGAUUUUUAAACUGAAAAACAUGGUUUUAUCUCAGGAGGGCACCGUCUCGUCUCUUCAGACAGAGUGUGACCGGCUCAGACAGGAAGUGUCGGCAGCAUCGGCACAUUUAGAAGUCAUUGAGCGGAGUGAGCGUGACCUGGCCGAAGAGUACGGCAUGCUAAAGAGCAACUUCCUGUCGCUGAGUGGCGCUUACGAAAGAGAACGCACACACUCAGAGGAACUCAGCGCCGAGCUGCUUGCCCUCGCGCACACACACGACACGCUCCUGCAGGAGAGAGAGCGCACACACAGACACAUGCUGGAGGUGGAGAGGGUUCGAGCGCUGCUCAGCAGGACGUCCCACAACAGAGUCAGGCCAGAGGAGCUUGAACAGAGCAAGAGCCAACUGGAAAGAAACGGAGUGCAGAAUAAUCUGAGAGACGAGUUAGACAAACUGAGGAAAAGCUACGAGGGGCACCAACGACAGCUAGAGGAGAAAGUUGUGGCCAUGGGGAGGGAACAGCAGGAGAAUAAGAGAGCCAUUCAAAACACCCGACACGAGCUGUCCCAGCAGUCUGCAACGUUGAUUACUUCUCAACAUCAGCUGAAGGAGGCUGAGGCUGAGUUCUCUAAACUACAAAAUCAUCUGAAGGAACUCAAUAGAGAGUACAGGGCACGACUUACACGCUACAUUCAGGAUGUUACAGAGUGUGUAACUGCAGCCGGUGAUGGUGAUUUGGGACAGAAGUUGAAGGGGUUUGUUGAGUCCAUGCUGGAGGAGGUGAAAACAUCCCAUCGCUCCAGAGAGGAACAGCUCACCAAAGCCGUCAGAACGUACCGCAAACGCGUACAGGGCCUGAGUAACACGUAUCAACAACUACUCAUUGCUUACAGACUGCAACGUGAGCAGAUCCUGGCACUCCCUGAACACGCUUUAGAGGCCGGACCCCCUGAGGCCCAUUUCAGUCCCGCGGGGACCGAACUGAGAGGAGAGACCGAGAGAGAGCUACACAGACUGAGAGAGGACAAAGCCCGCCUGGAGAGCCAACUGAAACUGGCUCGAGAACAGAUGGCUGUAUCAACAGAGUCUUCUCAGAGGGUUGGACUAACUCAAGACGCCUGGAAUGAUGUUCAGAAGCAGAUCAGAAAAAUAACCAACACCACACAGGAAGCUCAAGAGAGGGAGCGUUCCCAACUGAUCACAAGGGCGACAGUUGCAGAGGAGCAGGUGUCUGAGCUAAAGGAGUAUGUGGACAAUCACCUGGGCAGGUAUAAACUGGAGAUAAUGCGGCUGCGCAGGUUGCUGGGAUCACAGGAGGGAAGAUCAAAUAGUGCAAGAACACAUAAGCCCCGCCCUCUUCACAAAUCACUCAAAAGCAGCAGUUAUGAAAUAUAGUGCAGCAGUGCAUAAGCCCCGCCCACCCCACAAAUGAAUCAAAGGCAGCAGUUUUUAAAUAUAGUUCAGGACUUCGUAAGCCACGCCUACUUCAAAAUUCACUCUAAAAUAGCAGUUAUAAAAUAAUGUGCUGCUAUCUAUAAGCCCCGCCCACUUCACAAGUCACUCAGAAACAGCAGUUAAAAUAUAGUACAGGACUUAACAAGCCCCGCCCACUUCACGUAACUCAAAAGCAACAGUUAUGAAAUAUAGUUUGCAGCAGCGUAUAAGCCCCGCCCACUCCACACAUCAAUCAAAAACAGCAGUUUUUUAAAUACAGUGUAGGACUUAAUAAGCCCUCCUCACUCUGUAAACCAGUCAGCAACAACAUUUAUGAGAUAUAGUGCAGUACAUGAGCUCCGCCCACCCUGUAAAUCCAUCAACAAGGGCGGUUAUGAGAUAAACCACUGAAAAAGUGCUAAUGCUGUUAGACAGCCAGCAAAAAAACAUGAUUUGGUUAGUAAUUUCAGCUGAUAAUAUGAAACUAAUGGUGUGAUAAGCUUUCUUAAGCCUAAUUAAAAUAAUCAUAAACAGCAUUAGCCAAUCAUGAAGUGUGUUUACAUGCAAAUCUUAUGUCAUUUAAAUCAUUUUAAAUCUCUUAACAUCUAGAUUCUGUUUUGUAUUUAAACACUUUUAUCAUGUCUGUUUACGUUCAGAUGCUUUUUCUUGUGAUUUGGGUUCAUUGAUUUGCAUGCAAACCCUAAAAACAGGGUUAUAGAAUAGACGAUUUUUGAUCAUUAUCAGGGUUUUGUUGUACAUGUUAACACUUGUUAAUGCCGUUAUUUGCAUUUCAAGUGCAUUUUUACUCAUGUUUAAUGCUAAACUCACAAAUGUCUCAUUUCAAGAAGUUUGGAUUUUGCACUUAACUACUAAUUCAGAUAAAAUAGUUUAUUGUAAUUACUGAUAAUUUGUUAUUGAUUUAUAGUUUUAGAUUUAUAGCAAGACAAAUUUUGGAAGAAAUUCCAACAAUAAAGUGCAAUUGAAUUGAAUUGAAUAGCUGAAUCAUCAAAAUGAAACAACAGCAAUAUGACUUGUACUGCAUGUGUUUAAAUCCUUUAGAAACACGUGUGUGUGAUUGAAUUUGCUCUUCCUUCCUGAGAAACUAUGUGUGGAAUGUUUGUAAAGCUUAUGUCAAUGUUAUGGGCUGCGAGAAUGAAAGGCUGCUGACAAUUAAUUGUCUGACGGGUUAAGAUCAUUUCAUUACAGAGCAUGUAGUUCCCUGAGAAACAUACGACACUGAGUGACAGACGUGUUAUUUGUACACAAAAUAAAUCGAUUGCAGUGGUUUCAUGGGCUAGUCGUA
Onychostoma macrolepis is the source of this 3052-nucleotide messenger RNA. It is a transcript of the gene ccdc78, whose product is annotated as coiled-coil domain containing 78. Gene Ontology annotation, cellular component: cytoplasm. NCBI's taxonomy places the organism in Eukaryota, Metazoa, Chordata, Actinopteri, Cypriniformes, Cyprinidae. The transcript has 14 exons. The coding region runs from base 67 to 1710 and encodes 547 amino acids. The record is from RefSeq and is a predicted model, not a curated record.